This is a messenger RNA of Arachis stenosperma, 3186 nucleotides long. RefSeq names its product probable LRR receptor-like serine/threonine-protein kinase At1g06840. Gene Ontology annotation, biological process: protein phosphorylation. NCBI's taxonomy places the organism in Eukaryota, Viridiplantae, Streptophyta, Magnoliopsida, Fabales, Fabaceae. The record is from RefSeq and is a predicted model, not a curated record. The transcript has 21 exons. Gene Ontology annotation, molecular function: ATP binding; protein kinase activity; protein binding. Bases 216 to 3035 code for a protein of 939 amino acids.
CUUUCUUUUCAUUUUUGCUGCCUCCUUAUUGCCUUCUAUUUUUCUUAUUGCUUCCAACUUUCACCGUCUUGCUCCUUUUAAUUACAAAUCUUCUCAUAUAUAGGUAUUGAUCUAUAUAUGUGUGCGCGCGCGCAAGGAAAGCGAUCAGGGUGGAGGUUUGAGUUCAUCAGGAAGAAUAUUUAAGUGGUGAUUUUGUUUUAGAGUGUAUACUUGGGAUGAAUCUUUCAAAGUGUGAAGUUGUUCUGUUCUUGUGGUUUUGCUGCUAUUUACUAUUGGCUACUGCUCAGAAUGGAGUCACUCACCCCAAUGAAGUUACGGCGUUGAGAGCCAUAAAGAACAAUUUGAUUGAUGUCAAUAGAAAUUUGAGUAAUUGGAAUCAAGGAGAUCCAUGUAUUAAUAGAUGGACAGGGGUUUUGUGUCACGACAGAAGAUUUAACGAUGGAUAUUUUCAUGUUCAGGAACUGCAACUAUACAAAAUGAACUUGUCUGGAAAAUUGGCACCGGAGAUUGGCAACUUCACUUAUCUGGAAAUAUUGGAUUUUAUGUGGAACAAGAUAAGUGGGACCAUACCAAAAGAAAUUGGCAACAUCAUUACCCUGAAACUCUUGCUCCUGAAUGGAAAUAAAUUAAUUGGUCCACUGCCAGAAGAGCUUGGCUAUUUACCAAACUUGAUCCGAAUGCAAAUUGAUCAGAACAAUAUCAAUGGAUCUAUACCUUCAUCAUUUGCAAAUCUCAAUGCCUGCAAGCACUUUCACAUGAACAAUAAUUCACUUAGCGGCCCUAUCCCACCGGAGUUUUCCCAACUACCAAACCUUUUUCACCUGCUUCUUGACACAAACAACUUAACAGGAACACUUCCCCCUGGUCUCUCUAAGAUGCCACGCUUAAAGAUUCUGCAGCUUGAUAACAAUAACUUUAGUGGAAGUACUAUUCCCGAGUCUUACGGAGAUAUGUCACGUUUGAUCAAAUUGAGCCUUAGGAACUGCAGCUUGAAAGGACCAAUUCCUGAUUUGAGUAGGAUACCAAACCUUUAUUAUAUUGAUCUCAGUCACAAUCAGCUGAAUGAAACAAUUCCUACAAAUCAGCUUUCUGGGAAUAUCACAACCAUUGUGUUAUCAAACAACAAUCUCAGUGGAACUAUUCCAUUAAAUUUUUCAAAUCUUCCACGUCUUAAGAAAUUAUCAAUUGCAAACAAUAAAUUGAGUGGCAACGUUCCCUCCUCCAUUUGGCAGAACAAGACUUCAAGUGCAAAUGAAAGCCUUAUUGUGGACUUGCAAAACAAUGAGCUCAACACCAUAUCAGGAAGUACUACUCUUCCUUCAAAUGUCACACUCCAGCUUGGGGGAAAUCCUCUAUGCAAAAAUAACAGCUUUGCUAAGUUCUGUGGAUCUCAAGGUGUAACCGGCGGGAAUGGUAGCUCCGGCAUUAACUGUCCCGGUGAACCAUGCUCCUCUCCUUAUGAGUACUCUGUGGACUGUGUCUGUUCAGCUCCAUUGUAUGUUGAUUACAGAUUGAAAAGUCCAGGAUUUGGAUCAGAUUUCCCUGCAUUCAUGAGUAACUUUCAAACAUACCUCACUGAUGGAUUGAAAGUUGAGACUAAUCAGCUGCACAUUACUGAUUAUGAAUGGGAAGAAGGGCCUCGGUUGCGAAUGAACUUGAAGGUUUUUCCUGCAACUGUUAACAACACCACAACUAAUCAGAAGUUCAAUGAUAGCGAGUAUUCGCGGAUUAGAAGCACGUUGACAGGGUGGAAUAUUAGUGACAGUGACUUGUUUGGGCCUUAUGAACUUAUGGAUCUUCCUCCUUAUAGUCAGGUGAUUCUGGUGUCUUCAGGUUCAGGGCUAAGCAAAGGUGCACUGGCAGGAAUAAUCUUAGGUUCAAUUGCGGUAGCAGUUACAUUAUCUGCAAUUGUUUCCCUUCUUAUAUUGAGAAUCAGAUUGAGAGAUUACCGUAUACUUUCCAAACGGCAACAUGGUGGAACAAGAAUCUCAAUAAAAAUUGAAGGUGUGAGGGUAUUUGUUUUUGAAGAGUUGGCAGCAGCAACUAAUAAUUUCAGUGAGUCUUCUCAAGUUGGACGCGGCGGGUAUGGGAAGGUUUAUAAAGGUAUUCUUGCUGACGGCACUGCUGUCGCCAUAAAACGUGCACAGGAAGGAUCACUGCAAGGUGAGAGGGAGUUUCUUACAGAAAUACAGUUGCUGUCGCGCCUGCAUCACCGAAACCUUGUGUCUCUAAUUGGAUAUUGUGAUGAAGAGGGUGAACAGAUGCUGGUUUACGAAUAUAUGCCGAACGGAACGCUAAGGGAUCACCUCUCGCCUUAUUCAAGAACACCUCUGAAUUUUACAAUGAGAAUGAAGAUUGCUCUAGGAUCAGCUAAAGGUCUUUUGUAUCUACACACAGAAGCUGAUCCUCCAAUAUUCCACAGAGAUGUCAAGGCCAGUAAUAUACUAUUGGACUCUAAGUUCAAUGCAAAGGUUGCUGAUUUUGGACUUUCGCGACUCGCCCCGGUGCCAGAUGUCGAAGGAGUUGUGCCUGGUCAUGUAUCUACAGUGGUAAAAGGGACCCCGGGUUACCUUGAUCCGGAGUAUUUCUUAACUCGCAAGUUAACAGACAAGAGUGAUGUUUAUAGUCUUGGUGUCGUGUUUCUGGAAAUUGCAACCGGAAGGGCACCAAUCUCCCAUGGCAAAAACAUUAUAAGACAGGUUACUUCGGAUUACCAAUCCGGCGGUCUAGUUGCAGUUAUGGAUGAACGCAUGGGGCCUUGUCCUUCAGAAUGUGUGCAACCAUUUUUGACAUUGGCUCUAAAGUGUUGCGAAGACGUGCCAGACGAUAGGCCUAAGAUGGCAGAAGUGGUUAGAGAGCUUGAAAACAUUUGGUCCAUGAUUCCUGAGUCUAAUGGCAAAGUAGCUGAAUAUGUUAGCAGUGAUUCAGGAACAUUAUUCAGUUCACAACCUUCAUCAUCCACCCCUUUUGCAUCCGUAGAAAUUUCUGGCAGUGAUCUUAUUAGUGGAGAUAUUCCAACCAUCAAGCCAAGAUAAAAAGUUACCGUGUAAAUUGAACUAAUGCAUAUAUAAUACUUUUAUACUACAUUGUUUUUGUUCAUUCUUUUUUUGUAAGAUAAAUUAACAGAGGAGUGGCUAUUAAUCUAUCAAUUUUGUAGUUUGUACAAAUAUUAUAUGUAUUACUGUC